AUGUAUGCCAAGGGCAAAGGCUCUACAGUGCCUUCGGACGCUCAAGCUCGCGAGAAGUUGGCACUUUAUGUGUACGAGUACUUACUACACGUCGGCGCCCAGAAAGCGGCACAGACUUUCCUUUCUGAAAUACGAUGGGAGAAGAAUAUAACGCUCGGCGAGCCCCCCGGGUUCUUGCAUUCGUGGUGGUGCGUGUUCUGGGAUCUUUAUUGCGCGGCGCCCGAGAGGCGGGACUCGUGUGAACACUCGUCCGAAGCCAAGGCCUUCCACGACUAUGGUUUUGUCAAUUCCGGAUACGGAGUGAACGGAAUCGGUCACAACGCCGGCCCGGCGCCUCCAAAUGACGGCAUGGGCGGUGGUGGCAUGCCGCCCGGUUUCUUCCCCAACUCCUCGCUCCGGCCGUCACCGCCGGCGCCCCACCCUGGCUCUCAACCUUCACCACACGGUCCCCAAGCACAACUGAUGGGUACUGGACAGCCAUUCAUAGGACCUUGGUACUCCGGUGGGCCGCGCUCAGGAGUGAGGAUGGGAAUGGGCAAUGAUUUCAAUGGACCACCCGGCCAGGGCAUGAUGGGCAACUCGCUGGAGCGCGGCGGGGGCGGCGGCGCCGGGCUGCUGGGCGGGCCGCGCAUGACGCCGCCGCGGCCCGGCUGCGGCCCGAUGAGCCCCGGCGCCUACGCGGCCGGCAUGCGCGGGCCUCCGCCCCAGGGACCAGGUAUGCCGCCAAUGGGUAUGGGCCCGCGUGGAGCGUGGUCCGGCGGGGGCGGGGGCGGAGGCGCCGCGCCGCUGAACUACAGCGGGGGCUCCCCGGGCGCUUACGGAGCCCCGCCCGGCUCCAACGGGCCGCCGGGGCCCCCCACGCCGAUAAUGCCCAGCCCCCAGGACUCCUCCAACUCGGGCGGUGACAACAUGUACACCCUGAUGAAGCCGGUGGGCGCGGGAGCCCUAGGGGCGGAGUUCCCGCUCGCCGGCGAGCACGGGCCCGCGGCGCAGCACCUGCCGCAGCCGCCCGCCUCCGAAGGGUUAGGCGGUGUGGACGGCAUGAAGUCAUCGCCGGGUGGGGUCGGUGGAGGUGGCCCGGGCACGCCGAGGGAGGACUCGGGUUCGGGGAUGGGGGAUUAUAACUUAAGUUUCGGGGGCCCCGGCGGCGACCAGAGCGACCAGACCGAGUCGGCGGCGAUCCUGAAGAUCAAGGAGAGCAUGCAGGAGGAGGCGAAGCGCUUCGAAAAGGACCCCGACCACCCGGACUACUUCAUGCAG
This is a messenger RNA of Iphiclides podalirius (scarce swallowtail), 1260 nucleotides long. Lineage: Eukaryota; Metazoa; Arthropoda; Insecta; Lepidoptera; Papilionidae. The record is from the annotation of a GenBank genome assembly.